CUCAACUUCACAUCCUACCUUCUCUACCUACCAAAAACCACCUCAGGCGAGACUGUCCACAAGUGUCGCCCAUCAUUCCACCCAAGUAGCAACUGCGUAUACAGGUCUCUGGCCCUGUUCAAAAACCACCUGUUUUCCCUAACAUUGCACAUCGCAACACCACCACUCCGCCAAACACAUAUCCACAAUGGCUGGACCUUCCGAAGCCGUCGGCAAAGCCUUGAAGAGCCUCGACCUCGACGGGCACAUCUUGCCGCCGUCGCCCGCACCUUCCACGCCGACCAAUGGGCGCAAGUAUGCUCUCGCCACGGAGCUGGUCUACACCGAAGCCAAUGACCAGUACAAUGCCAGCAGCAUGCCCAUUUACCAAUCGGCCACUUUCAAAGGUGGACCGGGUCAAGAGUAUGACUACACGCGGAGUGGAAACCCUACGCGGACGCAUCUCGAGCGCCACCUGGCAAAGAUCAUGAACGCCAACCGUGCGCUGGUCGCCGGUUCUGGAAUGGGCGCCCUGGAUGUCAUCACGCGAGUGCUCAAGCCGGGCGAUGAGGUCGUCACAGGUGAUGAUCUCUACGGAGGCACCAACCGCCUGCUCACCUAUCUGAAGACCAAUGGUGGAAUCAUUGUGCACCACGUGGACACCACGAACAUGACAGCAGUGAAGGAAAUUCUUUCAGAAAAGACCACCAUGGUCCUUUUGGAGACGCCCACGAACCCGCUCAUUAAAGUGGUGGACAUCACAGGCAUCUCAGCGGCGGCGCACGCUGCCAAUCCCAAGGCCAUCGUGGCCGUGGACAACACCAUGCUCUCGCCGUACCUUCAGAACCCAUUGGAUCUCGGCGCAGAUGUCGUCUACGAAAGUGGAACGAAGUAUCUGUCCGGUCACCACGACGUCAUGGCGGGCGUGAUCGGCGUCAACGACACGGCGCUCGCCGACAAAUUCUAUUUCAUGAUCAACUCGACCGGCUGUGGUCUGGCACCAUUUGAUAGCUGGCUUUUGCUUCGCGGGAUCAAGACGCUGGCCGUCCGUAUGGAGAAGCAGCAGACCAGCGCAAACGCCAUUGCCGAAUAUCUCGAGGAACACGGUUUCAAAGUCCGCUACCCUGGCUUGAAAUCACACCCUCAAUACAAACUCCACUGGUCACAAGCACGUGGCGCAGGCGCAGUCCUCAGCUUCGAGACCGGCUCCAUCGCCCUGUCGGAGCGCAUCGUCGAAUCCACCAAACUCUUCGGCAUCUCCGUGUCCUUCGGCUGCGUGAACAGCCUCAUCUCAAUGCCCUGCCGCAUGAGCCACGCGAGCAUCGACCCAGCGACGAGGAAGGAGCGAGCCCUACCGGAGGACAUCAUCCGCCUGUGCAUUGGUAUCGAGGACCUAGAUGACCUGAAGGACGAUCUUGCCCAAGCGCUCGUCAGGGCCGGCGCCGUCCGGUUGACAGAGAGUGGUUUCACCGCCUUGCCUGCGGAGGAGACCGAGGGUCAGACGGGCCUGACGACGCAGGUCGUCGACGAGCCAUAAGCGACCUGGCGAUUGCGAUUGCGCGAUUGCGAGCCUCACUUUCCUUAGC
Messenger RNA from Dissoconium aciculare CBS 342.82, 1565 nucleotides. RefSeq names its product cystathionine beta-lyase MetG. Gene Ontology annotation, molecular function: pyridoxal phosphate binding. Gene Ontology annotation, biological process: transsulfuration; 'de novo' L-methionine biosynthetic process. Bases 188 to 1516 code for a protein of 442 amino acids. Gene Ontology annotation, cellular component: cytoplasm. The record is from RefSeq and is a predicted model, not a curated record. The transcript has a single exon. Lineage: Eukaryota; Fungi; Ascomycota; Dothideomycetes; Mycosphaerellales; Dissoconiaceae.